Molecule: messenger RNA, 264 nt
Organism: Trichoderma gamsii
Lineage: Eukaryota; Fungi; Ascomycota; Sordariomycetes; Hypocreales; Hypocreaceae
Exons: 2
Coding region: 1-264 (87 amino acids)
Source: RefSeq, a predicted model, not a curated record
AUGAAGUUCACCACUCUCGCUAUUGCUGCCAUUGUUACCGUGGUCACUGCCAGCCCCGGUUACAAGCCUCCCCCUCCUCCCCCUCCUCCUCAUGGCUGCAAGCCUGCUACCUACGCCUGCCUUCCCAAUGAUCAGGGAUGGCAAGUAUGCAGCACUGCCGGUCAAUGGGUCUUUGCUGGAAAUUGUCCUCCCAAGACCGUCUGCAAGUUCGACAACCAGAACGGCAGCCCCUACUGUGUUCCUCCCAACUUCACUAUCCCAUAA